AUGCCACCCCGCCGCCCAUUCAACGGUCACGAUCGCCGCUUGGUCGUUGCGUUCGACCUCGGCACCACAUAUAGUGGAGCGUCCUAUGCCUUUCUCGACCCCGGCAAGGUUCCGCACGUGCAGACUGUGUACAGAUACCCUGGUUUGGAAUCGAAGGACGCGGUCAUUCCAACUAUCAUCUACUACGAUCAGAAAGGCCGCGUGUUGUCUAUUGGCGUUGAACCCGAACCGUGUGAUGACUUGGAGGAGGAGGAUAUCUUGAAGGUCGAAUGGUUCAAACUCUUGCUUCGCGAUAAAGGCUCCUCAACUGCGCCGGGAAUUCCCUCCCCAAAGCUCCCAGCUUCCAAGACCCUCGUGGACGUCUACGCUGACUACUACGCGUACCUUUACCAAUGCACGAAGACGUAUAUCAGGGAGACGCAGGUCGGCAACAUGAGCAAACUUCUCUUGGAUUCGCUCGAGGAUAGGAUUGACUUCGUCCUCAGCCACCCGAAUGGCUGGGGUGGCGCUCAGCAAGAGGCGAUGAGGUCCGCGAUUGUCAGCGCUGGUAUCGUUACCGAAGAGGAAGCACGCGAGCGCGUGACCUUUGUGACCGAGGGCGAGGCCAGCCUUCACUUUUGUGUUUCCCAUGAGACGUACGCAGACCGGUUCAAGGCUGGCGACAGUCUGCUGAUCAUCGACGCUGGCGGCGGCACUGUGGACUUCAGCAGUUACUCCAUUACGUCUAUAUCACCUACCAAGAUUUCCGAGAUUGCUGCUUCCGAUUGCAUCUUUGAAGGCGCGGUCAUCGUCCGGCAACGCGCCGAGAACUAUUUCCGUGAUAAACUUCGUGAAUCCAGGUUCGGCGAAGAGUCCUACGUCCAGUGUAUGGCGAAUGAGUUCGAUAAAAUCGCAAAGAAGAGGUUCCGGCAGGGCACGCGGCACUCGGGCGUCAAAUUUAGCUCUCGCAGUUUGGACACGGAUUCCAAGGUCGGUAUUCGCAAUGGAAGCUUAAUGCUGACAGAGCAAGAGAUGUUUAGCUUCUUCGAUCCCGGUUUGGACGCCAUUAUCGACGCCAUUGAGAGCCAGAGGAUUGCGGCUGUUUCUCAGGCUACCAUCAUGACUUGUUUCUUGGUAGGAGGCUAUGCAGGGAGCGAAUAUCUAUUCCACCGACUCGAUGCUCACUUGAAGAAGCUAGGCGUGCAGCUGUGCCGACCUGCGACGCCAUCCAAUAAGGCCGUUGCAGAGGGUGCAGUCGACUUCUUCGUAGACCACUUUGUCUCCACCCGAGUUGCGCGCUACACCUAUGGCACAGGAACCUCGUCCGCCUCCUGGUCGUUCCCUGAUCCUGCCGCAUACGAGGGCCGUUCGACGUAUAUCGGUGACGAUGGUGAAGUCUGGGUUCGCGGCACUUUUUUGCCAAUCCUGUUCAAGGACGAGCAAGUCUCCGAGGUCGAGGAGUUCCGGGAGUCGUUCUCCAUGUUUCGUUCUCGGGACUCGUGGGAAAAGGAUGACUGCAGUAUGGAUGUGAUGGCAUACCGCGGGUCCAAGCCUCCGAAGUUCGUAGACCAGGAUAAGGAUGCUUUUGCUAAGCUGUGCACUGUGACAGCCUCUCUUGCCGGUAUCCCCCAGGAGUUCAAGCAAGGAAAGCUCGGUCUUUACUCAGUGUCACAACUGUAUAUGGUUCUAUCUUUCGGGCUGACCGAGUUCAAAGCGGAGAUCGCCUGGGAGGACGAGCGCGGCGUUGAAAAGCGGUCUCCUGCAUCUAUCAUCUACGAGAGCGACUUCGCUGUCACUGUGGCCUCAUAA
Molecule: messenger RNA, 1788 nt
Organism: Peniophora sp. CBMAI 1063
Lineage: Eukaryota; Fungi; Basidiomycota; Agaricomycetes; Russulales; Peniophoraceae
Source: the annotation of a GenBank genome assembly